Messenger RNA from Thrips palmi, 1691 nucleotides. Its product is annotated as enhancer of split mbeta protein-like. The transcript has 2 exons. Gene Ontology annotation, biological process: regulation of transcription by RNA polymerase II; anterior/posterior pattern specification; regulation of neurogenesis. Gene Ontology annotation, molecular function: DNA-binding transcription factor activity, RNA polymerase II-specific; RNA polymerase II cis-regulatory region sequence-specific DNA binding; protein dimerization activity. Gene Ontology annotation, cellular component: nucleus. The record is from RefSeq and is a predicted model, not a curated record. The coding region runs from base 235 to 933 and encodes 232 amino acids. Lineage: Eukaryota; Metazoa; Arthropoda; Insecta; Thysanoptera; Thripidae.
UCGCCUGGCGUGGGACCCGAGCCCGAAGACGCGGUGGGGCAGGGGCAGCGGGCAGGGCAGCAAAGCAAGCAAGCAUCAUUCCUGUGCGGACCGAGCUUAGAGCCACAAGCCAGAGCAGACCCUCGCUCCUCGCGCCGCAGCGACCUGGACUCGCGUCACCACGAAGUGCAAGUGCAGUGAAGUGCAGUGCCCAGUGCAUCCCUUGGAUUUUUACUCAUCGACUCGACCGUCACCAUGCGUUCACCAGCGGAGAGCAUCGCCACCUCCUACCCCAACAUGGCCGACUACGAGCACGAGCCCAUCUCCAGGACGUACCAGUACAGAAAGGUCAUGAAACCAAUGCUUGAACGAAAACGCCGCGCCCGCAUCAACCGCUGCCUGGACGAGCUCAAGGAGUUGAUGGUCGGCGCGCUGGCUUCCGAGGGCGAGAACGUGAGCAAGCUUGAGAAGGCCGACAUCCUGGAGCUGACGGUGCGCCACCUCCACAACCUGCGCCGCCAGCGCGCCCUCGGACUCACCCCCGAGUCCGCGUACGCAGACCGCUUCCGUGCCGGCUUCACGCACUGCGCCGCCGAGGUCACCAACUACCUGACCGUGCGCGCCAACCUCGAGGGCCCCGUCGUGGACCCGUCCGCCAGCGCCAAGCUCCUGCAGCACCUCAGCACUUGCAUCCGCAAGAUCGACAGCGACCUGCAGGUGCCCACCGGCUGCCCACCCGGGAUGGAAGGCGGCAGCUGCCCCUGCCAGGACCACUGCGGCGCCGCCGAGCUCACCCUGCCCGCCCACCACCACGAGCUGCACCGCCACGACGAACGCCGUGCACUGGAGAGCCCCUACACGCCCCCGCUCAGCCCCGGGGCCAGCGUCACCAGCGAGUCGGAGCCCACCAUGAUCGAGUCCGGCGACGAGGGCUCCGUCUGGAGGCCCUGGUGACUUCCUCGACGACGUUCUGUGUGUUUGUGACAAUGUGUGGACGUGUGCGUGCUUGUGUGUGUGAAUGUGUGUGCGUUUGUUGCACUAUUUAUGAUAGAUUUUUUCUAGGAAGCAUUUUGUGAUCAUGUUAUAGUUGAAAGUACCGUUUGUGCAUUUAUAGUAUUGAAUUGAGAUCUCCAUUCGGAUUUGUAUAAUUUGCGGACUGUGUGGGUGUAGCGAGUAGGUGUCGACGACCAUGGCUCGUCUUACUGAAUUGUGGCUUUAAUAGAUUGUAAGAGAGAAUCUCCACUGUUGUGGUAAAAAAUUUGAUGUGAUUUAAUUCGUCCCUGUUGAAUUUUUCAAAAAAGUUAUGUUUUUGUUGGAUUUUGAGAAACGUGCGGAGUGUUGUAAAAAGAAAACUUUAGUUUUAAAUGUAAAUUUUAUUGAAAAUUUCAUACUUUAGCUUUAAUUGUUAUCGAAAUUUUCAAUUUGAAUAUUUUUCACACAGUUUUCACUCUUAUAUAGUUUUGAAAUUUUGUUGAUUUGGUGAAAUACUGUGAUAUAUAUAUUAUUAUUGUUUUGUACCUGAAAAGCGAUUCAUAGUAAUUAUGAUCUUGUAUAGCAUCUCUGCUGAUUGUGCUCUCUGUACAGUAAAUUUAUCUCUGUCCUGAAGUGAUAUGCAAAUUUUCCAGCCACCAUGACUUCAUGUUUGCUAAGACUGUGAAAAGGAUUUGCGAUGACUGCUACAUAGUUGAAUACAUUCUAUUUUAAAAACUUAA